AGUUGACGUUUUGCCGAGGUGCCGUUUUAGCUAUAACCCGCUUGUCACAUGAGAGGAAAUAGUAUUUCUCUGUGAGCUGAAGGAACUAUUCACACACGAAAAUGUUGGUCCUUGUAUUAGGAGACCUACACAUUCCACACAGAUGUAACAAUCUCCCUGCUCGUUUCAAGAAACUUCUUGUGCCAGGAAAGAUCCAGCACAUCUUGUGUACAGGAAAUCUCUGUACUAAGGAUUCCUUCGAUUAUCUCAAGACACUAGCCAGUGAUGUGCAUGUCGUCAAAGGAGAUUUUGAUGAGAAUAUAAAUUACCCUGAACAGAAAGUUGUAACAGUUGGGCAGUUCAGGAUUGGUUUGUGUCAUGGCCACCAGGUGGUGCCAUGGGGAGACACAGAAGCGCUUGCAAUGGUCCAGCGACAACUGGACGUUGACAUCCUCAUCUCAGGUCAGACACACAAGUUUGAAGCAUUUGAACAUGAGGGAAAGUUCUACAUCAACCCUGGAUCAGCUACAGGGGCUUACAAUGCACUUGACUGUAAUGUAACUCCAUCUUUCGUCAUCUUGGACAUCCAGCAGUCCAAUGUGGUGGCGUACGUCUACAAACUCAUGAACGACGAUGUCAAGGUCGAGAGGAUAGAAUACAGGAAGUCAUAAAGACACUUUGUUUAUUGCUCCAAUGAUAUUUAAGAUGACAAAACCAGGGAGCGAUGUCCCCUGUGGUCGGACGGAUAAGCCCAGGACCACUGUGAGACGUAGAUAAGCACUUUGCCACAAUACGAUACCUGUCAUGAUAGUAUGUUUGGGCGUGAUGCCCAAAUCUCAAUAACUCCAUCAUUGUGAAUCACUGGAGUCUCAUCCUCAACAGAUUAGCUAACAAAACCUUAAACCAUCGUGAUGAUGUCUUGCUAUGUUGUUGCAGUUGAUUCUGAGCCUGGAAUUCACUGGUCCUUUUGAAUGUCAUUGUAGCAAGUAAAACUGACACUACAUUAGGGCAUUAUAAAAAUUUAUAGAGAAAUUAGAUAUCAACCAUAAAAUGGUCUAUGUAGGAGAAAUCACUCCGAUCAACAGAUGCUGAUGGUUUCUCCACGACAUCCUUUUUUUUUUUACAGUUUGGCCCGAAGCCAAUCACUGUUUCACCAGUACACUGCAAUAUUAGAUGUAAUCGUAUGGUACCAGGGAUUUAUCGGGACAUCCUCGGAGGUUGAUAUUCAGCUCGCAGUGUACAGGAAAUGUUGGUACCACGUGUACUAAAUCCCUGUUAUUUUGAAAUAAGAUCAGCUUUUGUUUGUCUCUGUUUAUUCACACGGGUUUGUUCCAAAAAUGUGUAUCAUGAUAGAUCUUGUAUUAUGACUCUUGUGUUUUAUUUCAGACGUUUCUAAAUAUGUGUCCUGAGUUACUCAAACUGUGGCACAAGGCAAACUAUUACAAACCAGGGCCACGUUCCACAAAGCAAUCUUAGCCCAUAGAUAAUCAAACUUUCAUACUGUAACAUUGACUUUCUUCAAUUGUAGUGCUAAGAUCACUUUAUGUAACAGAGCCUUGGGUCCAUUUCAUAAAGUAAUUGUAAAGCUACGGCUGUCAUACCUCCUAUACUAUGACAUAGACUUAUGUCCCUUACUUUGGCAUAGACUUUUGACAGUCAUAGCGCUACGACUAUCGUAUGUCCUAUACUUUAGCAUAGACUUGUGACAGUCAUAGUGCUACGACUAUCGUAUGUCCCUUACUUUAGCAUAGACUUAGCAUAGUCAUUAGGUCCGAGGCUCAUUCAAUCUUGAGCCUCUUUACUUAUCAAUUUCUUACAAGCUCAGUGAUGUUACUGGCCAACUAAGGUCAUUAAUGCCAUGGGACUUGGGAUUUUAGUUUUCCAUUGAUUUGUUGUAUAGUAUUGUCUUGUGAGUUAUAGAUGACACGUGUACGAUGUGUAGAUAUUUUAAUGAUGUUUCACCUUGAUAGCUGUCUGCUUCAGCAGUAGUUAACAUGGUUAAUACAAAUAACAUUGUUACCAUGGCUACACGAUAUUAUUCAUCUUAAUUCAGGGGACAAAGAUCAGUGCAGAUUUUCUUUUAAGAGACCAAUGUUGCAUCUUCGAUUAUCCAGUGUGUCAUACCUCCAUUCUGUUAUUAUGUAUGACCUGGACCCAUUCAGCACCUUAACUUCGUCUUGAGGCCGCUUGUAUGGCCACAUCACUAGAAAUGAGGAGGCACAGGUGGCCCCGUCAUCUAAGGCACUGCAGUUAACUGUCCAGAGUUGCGUCCCUUGGGCAUUCCAGAAACCUAUUAUCAUGGGUUAAAAUCCCGAUUCGCUCCAAUUAUGUUUCUAGUUUUUUUAGCACCAUACUUGUGGGUUUCACCAAAGUGGUAAAUUUCUGAGACUUGCAUCACUUUGGCUUUUCUCCCACAUUAAGCUGACACGCUUAUAACUGGAAUACUGUAAAAAAGCCGGGUUCUCCAACUUCACUCACUCACUAUCGAAACGAAGCCAUGGUGGUGAAUAUCGAUCAUAACAGAAGGGUGACAAGAUGGAUAUUCAAUGCUUGCACUGUUAGUUGCCCAACCCCAGUCAAUUGUGAUCGUAAUGUUGAAGGAGUUAUUAGAAAUCUUACUGGCUUGUAGUUUAUGACACUUAAGUUUGUGACAUAUAUUUUAAAUCUGUUCCAUUACCCUCACAUAAGUUGUGAGUCAUCAACCGAUGGGUGUUUGUGCUUGGUAAGUUUUGAACAAAGAUGUACAUAUUUCUGUCAUGCUUAGUUUUCUGGCACCACAAUUGGCAGAGUUACUUCCCUUGGGAGUGACAGAAUCAGAUGAUUCUUGUUUCGAAUCCCAAAUCUCCCUGAUUAUUAUCCUGUCAUGGGUCAGCAGGUCAGCAUUAUUACCUGUGGUCAUGGCUUUCAGCAAAGUCGUAAAAAUCCAAGACCUGCAUCACUUUGGGCGUUUCUCCAACAUCAAGCUGACAAGCCGUGGUUUAACUGUAAUACUGUUCGAAGCGGUGUCAGACACAACUCACUCUUGUGUUAACAGAUACAUAAGUGUCAAUUCUGAUGAACCUUUCAGAUAUGAGCUGUUGACUGUAUGAUGAGACCAAGUCCCAUCUGUUAAUUAUAUGUUGUGUACAUUUCCAAAUGUAAAGUUAUGUGUUUCUUGAUUGUUAUAUCAGCUGAAUAAUUAAUAAAUAUUUACUAAACCUAAAA
Molecule: messenger RNA, 3183 nt
Organism: Haliotis rufescens (red abalone)
Lineage: Eukaryota; Metazoa; Mollusca; Gastropoda; Lepetellida; Haliotidae
Product: vacuolar protein sorting-associated protein 29
Exons: 4
Coding region: 102-650 (182 amino acids)
Biological process (GO): intracellular protein transport; retrograde transport, endosome to Golgi
Cellular component (GO): retromer complex; endosome
Source: RefSeq, a predicted model, not a curated record